Molecule: messenger RNA, 3633 nt
Organism: Ostertagia ostertagi
Lineage: Eukaryota; Metazoa; Nematoda; Chromadorea; Rhabditida; Trichostrongylidae
Source: the annotation of a GenBank genome assembly
AUGCUCGCCAACAAACAUUACAUCCGAAAGAUCUCGCUCGAUGGUAACAGUUACGAAAUGGCAGCUCAAGGUUUCGACAAUGUGGUCUCGCUGGACGUCGACCUGACGGAAAAGAAGGGAACAUGUGAGAAUAUUAUAUGGAAUUUAGGCUACAUGGUCGACCAAGGAAAACUGCGUCUGUUACGUGUAGACCUGGAGGAGAUGGACAGUCCAGUAACCAGCUACGAAACCGUACUACGACAUAACAUCUUUGGAAUAGAAGGAUUCGCAGUAGACUGGGUUGGACGGAAAAUCUACAUGUUGAACAGACAAGAGAAAUCCAUACGUGUUUGCGAACUCGACGGCCGAUUCUGCAGGACUCUCAUCAGAGAUCGGAUUUCACAGCCGAAGGCAAUCGCUGUUCACCCUGGAAAAGGUUAUCUGUUCUUCACAGAGUGGAGUCUGCAGCCGUACAUCGGUCGCAUGGCCCUGGAUGGCUCUCCAGAACUAGCUGAUCCUAUCGUGAAGCUAGCCGAGAACGAUCUCGGAUGGCCAAACGCACUCACUAUCGAUUACUAUUCAAACCGGUUGUUCUGGGGUGACGCUCAUCUGAAUGAGAUUGGAUUCAUGGAUCUAGACGGAGGUGGUCGACGCCACAUCCCAGCGCAACGUACUAGUCAUGUGUCGAGUAUGGUGGUAUUCGAUGACUACCUUUACUGGUCUGACUGGAACCUUCGAGAAGUGGUCCGCUGUGAUAAAUGGACCGGAAUGAACGAAACAGUGCUGAAGAAGACUAUUCAGCUGCCAAACGACUUGAGGGUAAAUUACUUAACCCAACUCCGUUCACAUCAAGCAUAUCCCGAACAUGUUGGAACGAAUAAUGGUGGUUGCUCACAUCUCUGCCUCAUCGGAGCCGGCGGUAAUGGCUACACCUGUGCGUGCCCGGAUCAGUUCGUACUGCUUGGCGAUAACAAGUGCGCUGCAACUGGCAAAUGUAUUCCGAAGCGAUUCACUUGCGAUGGCGAUGACGAUUGUGGAGACAGAUCCGAUGAAGCCGACAGUCUCUGCUUGAGUCCCGACCGGAAUUGCACCGCUGAAGAAUUCCGCUGUACGAACAAUAAAUGCAUUGCAAAAGCCUGGCGUUGCGACAACGACGACGAUUGCGGUGACGGUUCAGAUGAAACACCUGACUGCGCACAGGUGGACUGCCGUCGUGGAUGGACUCGUUGUGCCAGCUCUUACAGAUGUAUACCGAACUGGGCCUUCUGUAACGGUCAAGACGAUUGCCGUGACAACUCGGACGAGAACAAAGAGCGAUGUCCAACUUGCGACGAUAUUGGUGAAUUCCGUUGUGCAACCACCGGAAAGUGCAUUCCACGGCGAUGGAUGUGCGACAGUGAGAACGACUGCGGCGAUAACUCGGACGAGUUGGACGCAAGCUGUGGUGGUACAAGUAGGCCAUGCUCUGAGAGCGAAUUCCGAUGCAAUGAUGGAAAAUGUAUUCCGGGCAGCAAGGUCUGCGACGCCAAGAAGAAUGGAAAGACUUGUGAGUCGCACAAUGACAAUGGCGGUUGUAAACAUCUUUGUACAGACGUUCGUGACGGCUACUACUGUCAUUGUCGCGACGGUUUCAAACCGGAUCCGACGAAUCCGUUCGACUGUGUCGACAUCGACGAAUGUGCCGGUAAUAACACCUGCACGCAGUUGUGCCUCAACACCAAGGGAUCGUAUCUGUGCCGAUGUCACGAGGAUUACGAGAACAACGUUGUUGUGGGUGCAAUGACUGGCAAGGAUUGCAGAGCUAAGGGUGAUCCCGCAAACAUAAUCGUUGCAUCCGAUGAUGAGCUCGUUCAAGUGGCCUUACACGGAGCAAGAGUGAAUCGUCACGCUGCCGCUCAGGCGGAACAAGACGAUAACGACAUCAUAGCGAUUGCGUUCGAUGCCCGACGUGCACUUCAAUUCUGGCUCGAUGGCGGUAGUAAUGCCAUCUUCAGAGCAUCGGAACCGAACGGCAACCAGUCACAUGCUGGUCAAAAGCUCGACUUGGACUUCAACUCUUUAGGUGUAGCUCCGACCAGUAUAGCUGUAGGACUAUUUGACUGGGUGAGUGUGAAAGACGACUUGAAAAUAAAUAUCUUCAUCACAGCAGUAUCCUUGGAUGAGUCGGUUGCGGCGAAUGCGGUGCCGGGAGCUCGUAAGAAGCGAAUGAGCGAGGCGAUCCAUAACACUAACACCGGAAGCGUCUAUGUGGCCUUGUCAGAUGGACGCUACUUGAAGAAGAUCGUUAGCGGUCAUCUACAAAUGCCAUCCGCUAUUGUGACAUUGCCCUCGAUAGGACGAAUUUGCUACGCGGAUGCCGGUCUUCAUGCCAAAAUCGAAUGUGCCGAUAUGGAUGGAACUCAUAGAGAGGUUAGUUUGGACCACGGCUUGCUUAGCACGUCAUUAUUGCCCAAAAAUACUUCCCUUGAACUCGAACUCUUUCUAGGUACUGACCGAACGACCAUUGUGCGAGAUCCCAACGUGCCGUGGGCGAUAGAUGUCUUUGAAAAUCAUCUGUACUGGGUCAGCCGCGAAACGAAGACGCUCUAUGUGCAGGAUAAAUUCGGCCGUGGACGAGUAUCAGUACUGGCUUCAGAUCUCGAAGAUGUUCACGCAGUACGGGUUAGCCAGAGGAUAAAUUCGGCCGUGGACGAGUAUCAGUACUGGCUUCAGAUCUCGAAGAUGUUCACGCAGUACGGGUUAGCCAGAGUUACAUUUUUCUAUACGAAACUAAUUGGUCACAAGAAUUUGGCUCCUUACAGGUACGCCCGUGACUCGACACGGGCAAAGAGCGCAUGUGCAGAGGCUCGAUGCAGUCACAUUUGUGUGCAGCUACCAAACGAUGGUUUCGCUUGUCUCUGUCCUGAGAACGUCUUCCCUGGCACGCAGUCCACUGAACUUCACUCCUCCGAUGAUGUUGAAGAGUGGUUCGACGAGGACGGCUCAUGCCCGAUUGCACGUGUAGAAGCCCUAGUGAUGCCACGCCAAUGCAAAUGCACGAACGGUGGACGGUGUAAGCUGGACGGCAGCUGCGAAUGCUCGUCAGACUUUGAAGGCGAAUAUUGUCAAAAAUCGAAUACUGUCAGCAGAAAGCUCAUUGGAAGAAUUUCCGAAAAUCUACUUCUGGCUCUUUUCCUGCUCCUCGCAUUGUUUGCAUGCAUAGGCCUGGUGGCAUUUGUCGGCGUCAACCUCUACAGGAAGAGAACCCUCCUGUCAAAGAAGAACGAGGCAGCUGACAGUAGUGUGUCGUUCCACGGAAAUGUUAUUUCCUUUAGUAAUCCUGCGUUGGAUAGCAAACAGGAUCCACAUCCUAUAGAGUACAGUAUGCAACAAAUUACUUCAUCUGAACCGGGUUCGACAACGUUCUCAAAUCCCGUGUACGAUUUGGAAACGGACGCCACAGAGAUGUCAACCCUGGAAAACACACCGUCCACGUCACGAGCAGCGAGUUUCCGUUCGCAAAAUCGAACCGGUGACGACGUUAUAGCCACGGGAGCGGAACUCACAACAAAACCGGUGGUGCCUCCUCGACCGACCAAAGUGGAGAAGGACAAAAACAUUCUGCUCGAAAAUCCCGUUUUCGAAGCACAUCCGGAUGAAAUCUCGGAUGUGUAG